CCGCCCCCCGGUGCCGGUGCCGGUGCCGGGCCCGCAGCGGGGCCGGUGCCGCCGGGUUCGGAGCGCCGGGCCCGCUCACGGACACACGUGCGGGCCGCGCCGCGCCGCGCCUCGGGGUUAUUCCGGGUGACGGAGGAAGCCGCAGCCGCGGGGCCGCCCCGGCUCCCGGAGCCGCCGCCGCCGCCGCCGCGCACCUGCCCGCCCCGAAUCCCCGGCGCGGGGCCGGCGGCAGCGGUGCGGCUGUAGCGGCCACCCGCAGCAUCCCCCGGCUUGGGCCGUGGCCGCCCCGGAGCCAGGCGCUGGGAGGGGUCUCCCCCCCUCCGUGCCCGCCGCAGCCAUGGAGGGGGGAGUGCAGCUGCUGAACCGCGACGGGCACAGCAUCUCACACAACUCCAAGCGCCACUACCACGACGCCUUCGUGUGCAUGAACCGCAUGCGGCAGCGGGGGCUGCUCUGCGACAUCGUCCUGCACGUGGCCACCAAGGAGAUCAAGGCCCACAAGGUGGUGCUGGCGUCGUGCAGCCCCUACUUCCACGCCAUGUUCACAAAUGAGAUGAGUGAGAGCCGCCAGACCCAUGUGACACUGCAUGACAUCGACCCCCAGGCGCUGGAGCAGCUGGUGCAGUACGCCUACACGGCUGAGAUCGUGGUGGGAGAGGGGAAUGUGCAGACCCUUCUUCCUGCUGCCAGCCUGCUUCAGCUCAAUGGUGUGAGGGAUGCUUGCUGCAAGUUCCUGCUCAGCCAGCUCGACCCCUCCAACUGCCUGGGCAUCCGGGGCUUUGCUGACACCCACUCCUGCAGCGACCUCCUCAAGUCUGCCCACAAGUACGUGCUCCAGCACUUCGUGGAGGUGUCCAAGACAGAGGAAUUCAUGUUGCUGCCCCUAAAACAGGUGCUGGACCUCAUCUCCAGCGACAGCCUCAACGUGCCCUCGGAGGAGGAGGUGUACAGGGCUGUGCUCAGCUGGGUCAAACACGACGUGGACAGCAGGAGACAGCAUGUGCCCAGGCUCAUGAAGUGCGUGCGGCUGCCCCUGCUGAGCAGGGAUUUCCUCAUGAGCAACGUGGACACGGAGCUGCUGGUGCGGCACCACUCGGAGUGCAAGGACCUGCUGAUCGAGGCCCUCAAGUACCACCUGAUGCCCGAGCAGAGAGGGGUGCUGGGCAACAGCCGGACGCGGCCGCGGCGCUGCGAGGGGGCCAGCACCGUGCUCUUCGCCGUGGGUGGAGGGAGCCUGUUUGCCAUCCACGGCGACUGCGAGGCCUACGACACGCGCACGGACCGCUGGCACAUGGUGGCCUCCAUGUCCACGCGCCGCGCCCGCGUGGGCGUCGCGGCCAUCGGGAACAAGCUCUACGCCGUGGGCGGCUACGAUGGCACCUCUGACCUGGCCACAGUGGAGUCCUACGACCCUGUCACCAACUCCUGGCAGCCCGAGGUGUCCAUGGGCACCAGGAGGAGCUGCCUGGGUGUGGCGGCCCUCCAUGGGCUCCUCUACGCUGCCGGGGGGUACGAUGGGGCCUCGUGCCUCAACAGUGCAGAGAGGUACGACCCCCUGACGGGCACCUGGACCUCCAUUGCUGCCAUGAGCACCCGGAGACGCUACGUGCGUGUGGCCACGCUAGAAGGCAACCUCUAUGCAGUCGGGGGCUACGACAGCUCAUCGCACUUAGCCACGGUGGAGAAGUACGAGCCCCAGAUCAACACCUGGAGCCCCAUUGCCAACAUGCUGAGCCGCCGGAGCAGCGCGGGCGUGGCCGUGCUCGAGGGGAUGCUCUACGUGGCUGGUGGCAAUGACGGCACCAGUUGCCUUAACUCCGUGGAGCGCUACAACCCCAAAUCCAACACCUGGGAGAGCGUGGCCCCCAUGAACAUCCGCAGGAGCACCCACGACCUGGUGGCCAUGGACGGGUGGCUUUAUGCCGUGGGGGGCAACGACGGCAGCUCCAGCCUGAACUCCAUCGAGAAGUACAACCCCCGCACCAACAAGUGGGUGGCCGCCUCCUGCAUGUUCACCCGCCGCAGCAGCGUGGGGGUGGCCGUGCUGGAGCUCCUCAACUUCCCCCCGCCCUCCUCGCCCACCCUCUCGGUGUCCUCCACGAGCCUUUGACACCGAGCCCGGCCGUGCCUCGGCCCCGGGGGACAGCGGUGGCACCCGCUCGCUCUGAGCGGGGAGCCCAAAUGCCAGCCCGGCCUUCCUGGGGGGCUCUCCCCGCUCUGGGGACACCCACGGCGUCAGCAGGCCCACCAAAUGUGCUUCCAGGGCCGGCCCCUCCCUGGAGGGCGAGCAGAGGGGGCUCUCCCUCCGGCCAGACUCAUCCAGCACCCCCCGAAAGCUCCUUUGGGCGAGGGGGAGCCUGCACCAUUGCUGCUUCUGGGAUUGCCGUGCUCCAGCCGUGCCACCGGGCACUGCCAGCCCUGCGGUGGCCCCGGGGGACACGGCCGAUGCGUGACCCCCUCCUCUGAAUGUCACUGUAGCCAAACUCAGCCCAAGCCUGUGUGCACUGCUCCGGACUCUGGGGCCGCUGCCCCGCUCCGAGGGUGUCUCUUUGAUGCCUUAACCACACCGAGAGAAGAGGCCCAGCCCAGGCACAGCCCUGCAGGAUGGGGAGGGUCCUGACCCCUCCAGCGCUCCCCUGACCCUCUGGGAUCCCAGCUGAGCGUGGCUCUGGCCAGGCAGGUGGCUGCAGGGACCUUGGUGGCAUCGCUGCCGUCGCUGGCACAGGCUCCAGGACCGGGACUCUCUGGGAGUGGCCUGGCCUGUUUGCUGUUCCCCUCUCUGCCAAGCAGAUUCUGGGUUUGUGGAAACGAAUCAGUUCUUGGAAAAAGAACAGUCCAGCCUUCCGAACGAGAAGGAUUGCCUGGCAUUACUUUUUUGGGUAUUAAUUUUCUUGUUUGCCUUUUUUUAUUUGAACGCUAAUAUGACUUCAUAUCCCUUUCUUUUUUACACUGCCCUGCUAUUCCCCAUCCCCUCUGCUCUCGAGGCAGCAGAAGGGAUGCAGUUCCUUUUCUCAUUUGUUGAGGAGAUGAUUCCUGUGCCCUGGAAGUUCUCUCUGGAUGGGUGGGGUGUGUGCAUGUGGGAGAUGCCAAAAGCAGCACGGGAGGGACCGUUUCAAUUAGCGACUCCCUGGCAAUUAAACAACCACUUUAAUGAACUAAAGCUUGGAUAAAUUAGCACUGUAAGGCCUGUCCUAGAGCCAGGGCUCCCGUGCUGUGGUGUUUUCAGGGUGUGCUGUGUGUGUGAGCCACGAGCUGAGGCACAGAUCAGCUGCUCUCCACACCACAGAGGAACGACUCAACCACUGGUACCUCAAUUGUGUUCAGAUGUAGCAUUGGAAAUAUGGUCCAAGUGUUUGGAACUCAUUCCUUUCUCCUUUUUCCCCCCUACUCCCCAGUUCUCACUCACAGAGCUCAGAUUUCACUCGUGUGGUACUUGUGGGCCUGAAUUUUCAAGUAGCAAAAGAUUUCUGCUUUUUAAACCCUUCUGAAAGAGGAGCUUAAAAUGAGACAGGGACUGCCCAACUUCAGACCCUUUUCUUGGCAGUCUGAUUUCUGCUGGACAGGUGCCUGCAGGUUUUCCAAGCCCACUGGCCUCCUUCACAAGCCCACUCACAGUGCCUCACGCUGUACGCCUGGAAUUCCCAGCAGCUUCUGGAAACCAGGGCUGCUUCCCCCUCCGGCCUCUCCCCAAGGACAGUCUGAGCUUCUCCGGCUGAGGAGGCCUUUUUGGCUUUUGGAACAGGCUCCAAAUGCUCCCUUUGUCCCCUUCUCCCUGCCCCAGCCUGUCACAGCUCAGCAGCUCCCCCGUUUCCCUGUCCUGCAGAGGCCCCUGUGAGUGUCCAGGCUCUGCAGUUGUCCCCUGGUCCGUGUGGGCUGCCCCAGGAAGGUCAGAGCAGCCUGCUUUGUUCAAAAAAUGACGAAACCAGUGAAAUCUGCUCUGUUUUGUGCAUGUGCCUCCACCCAAGUGAGCUCUCAACCCUUUCCAUGCCACUCCUGUAACCAAGAAAGGGAUUUCACUCUCCUGCUGGGCUCACAUCAAAGUGUCCCUGGCUCCAGGGCUCCCUUUGGAGGAGGAUCAGCCCAAAAGCCCCAUGGAGAGGUGGAAGGGGCUGGUGCUGGGCUUGCCCGAGGUGCUGAGGAGCUCAGGAGGAGUCAGGAAUGAAGGGAGAGCGGAGCCCAGCCAGGAGCUGCAGUGCAGGAGCUGCUGAGGGAGAAACAGGGCUGCUUUCAAACCAGGAGUGAGAUGUGGCGGUGGCUCGGCCUCUGCUCCAGCUGGGGCUGCUGCAGAGUGGAGAGGGAGCUGUGCCUUGGGAGCAAAACCUGAGGGAAGUGAGAAAUGCAGCAGCUGAGGAGAAUUUUGGUGCCGCGUGCCCUUGGCCUCCGUUGGAACCUUCAGCGGCCACACUGCAAAUCCUGUGUGGUGCUGUCCUGUUCCCUGAGGAGCAGGGACGGGGCAGAGUGACUCCUGUGUCCCCUGGCUGGGUCCUGAGCAAUAUCCCACUGAGCUUGGUCCGUGGGAACCCGGCGAGGAGGGAGCCUCCUGUCUCUGCUGCCCAAACUAUGCAGGAAAGGGCAAAACGAUUCCCCAGCAUCUUCUGGGGGCCCCAAGCCCCCCGACCCACACUGUGUGGACACGAGGUGUCAGCACCUGCCCUGGAACCUGCCAGGGUGGGAUUGCUCCUGGUGCUGCACGUCCCCUGCCGAGGAGGAGGAGGAGGAGAGCUCGGAGGGGACGCGUGUCUGUGUCUGUCUGUCUGUGCGUAGCAACCCUGUCUGAGGGGAGGAGAACAACUCUGUGUGGCUUCCCUGCCAGUUUUAGUCCGUGGUGUCUCACCCAAGAUGUUCCUUGUCUGAAUUCCCAGCAGAGGAGCACCCCCAGCCAGGGGGCUCCGGGCUCUGGGGUUUUUCCCAGCAGGGCCAGGCAGGAGCCCCUGCCCUGAUUUGGGGGCAGAGGCUCCCUUGGGCUCCCUGCUGGGCACACCUGGUCCAGAUCCAUGUCCAAGCGUUGUCACUUUGAUUUCUCUGUAACUUAUCUGACUUUAUUUAUGUGGAACUCUGUUUCUCUGAAUUUUUUGCACUACAUGGGACUGGGGAGGGGAUACAAGCAAUAGAAGCCAACGUGUACAAUAAAGACGUUUUCUUGGA
Molecule: messenger RNA, 5145 nt
Organism: Motacilla alba alba
Lineage: Eukaryota; Metazoa; Chordata; Aves; Passeriformes; Motacillidae
Gene: KLHL17
Product: kelch like family member 17
Exons: 12
Coding region: 338-2110 (590 amino acids)
Molecular function (GO): protein binding
Source: RefSeq, a predicted model, not a curated record